AAGAAAUCUUAAGAAAAUAUUUUUGAUAAAAACAGAUUAUUUGUUCGUAUAUAAGGUAAAACUUGUUAAAAAAUAAAUAGCCAGAUAAACUCAAUUGCAAACUCACAACACAAUGCAAAAAGAUUAAAAAAAUCUAGAAUGAUGUCUAAUUUCUUAUCACUUCAUGUAAUGUUGGAUGAAAUAACUGAGUUUCUUCGUAAAGAAUGCCGUAAUUUGGUAAAUAAUGAUAAAAUAAGCGAUGAAAUGUGGGAUACAAUUGAGAAUAAAUGCAAGAAUAUUCAAAAACAUCAUUUAAAUUUAAACGAUUUUAAUCAAUUGGAUUUCACUUUAUUGUGCCUUAUACUAUUUAAUGUAAAUUCAAAAAUUUCUAAAACCACUCUAGAAAACAUAAAAAAAGUGCGUAAUAAAAUUGUUCAUUCUCCUUCUAUAUUAAUAAAUGACGAAGAAUUUCAAGUGCUUUCAAGCGAUUUAAUUUUAUUAAUGGGAGAGUUAAACAUCAAUAAAACACAAACUUUGAAACUCAAAAAUCGCAAAUACCAAAUAGAAAUUAAGGAAGAACCUGUAUAUAACACCACGAUUCAAAUGCCGCCAGAAAAAAAUGCUGAUGCAACAAAAGAAAAUCAACAAUGUAUUUUAUUGUAAUCGGUUGUUACAUUAUUUUGAAAUCAAUCCGUAUAUCUUUCUAAA
Hydra vulgaris (swiftwater hydra) is the source of this 687-nucleotide messenger RNA. The record is from RefSeq and is a predicted model, not a curated record. Lineage: Eukaryota; Metazoa; Cnidaria; Hydrozoa; Anthoathecata; Hydridae.